Molecule: messenger RNA, 3406 nt
Organism: Nipponia nippon (crested ibis)
Lineage: Eukaryota; Metazoa; Chordata; Aves; Pelecaniformes; Threskiornithidae
Source: RefSeq, a predicted model, not a curated record
AUGGCGCCCGUGCAGGGCCUGGAGGAGGCCGCCCGCGGAGCCAUCACCAUCCUCCCCAAGCGCGCCUCCGUCCCCGGCUUCGACGAGUACUUCACCUCCCGCUCGCUGGAGAACAACCGUCGCAACCUCUGGUUCCACGAGUUCUGGGAGGACGACUUCAACUGCCGCCUGCCCCACAGCGAGCCCCACGGCGAGCCCCACGGCGGCCCCGGCACCCCCGUCCGCAAGUGCACAGGCCGCGAGCGGAUGGGCCGGGACUCGCCCUACGAGCAGGAGGGGAAGGUGCAGUUCGUCAUCGACGCGGUGCUGGCCAUGGCCCACGGCCUCCACGCCCUCCUGGGGGAGGCCUGCCCCGGCGGCCGCCUCUGCGCCCGCAUGGACCCCCCCGACGGGCGCCGCCUCCUCGCCCACAUCCGCCGCGUCGCCUUCAACGCUGGGGGCUGCCCCAACGCCAACGGCGCCCCGAAAAUCACCACGGACCUGAUGGACCGGAAGUUGACCAAGGCGGAACAACAACGGUUCAAGGAGGAAGCGGAGAUGCUGAAGGGGUUGCAACACCCCAACAUCGUUCGCUUCUAUGAUUCUUGGGAAUCCACGGUCAAGGGCAAGAAGUGCAUCGUCCUCGUCACCGAACUGAUGACCUCCGGCACCCUCAAAACGUAUCUCAAGAGGUUCAAGGUGAUGAAACCCAAGGUGUUACGGAGUUGGUGUCGGCAAAUCUUGAAGGGGCUUCACUUUCUCCACACCCGGACGCCGCCCAUCAUCCACCGGGACCUCAAGUGCGACAACAUCUUCAUCACCGGCCCCACCGGUUCGGUGAAAAUCGGCGAUUUGGGUUUGGCCACCCUCAUGAGGACUUCCUUCGCCAAAAGCGUCAUCGGUACACCGGAAUUUAUGGCGCCGGAGAUGUACGAGGAGCGGUACGACGAGUCGGUGGACGUCUACGCCUUCGGGAUGUGCAUGUUGGAGAUGGGCACCUCCGAGUAUCCCUACUCCGAGUGCCAAAACGCCGCCCAGAUUUACCGCAAAGUCACCAGCGGCAUCAAACCGGCGAGUUUGGAUAAGGUGACGGAUCCGGAGGUGAAGGAGAUCAUCGAGGGUUGUAUCCGGCAAAACAAGGCGGAGAGGCUUUCCAUCCGGGAUCUGCUCGACCACGUCUUCUUCGCCGAGGACACGGGUUUACGGGUGGAGUUGGCGGAGGAAGACGAGGGCCUGGAGUCCUCCUUGGCGCUGCGCCUUUGGGUGGAGGAUCCCAAGAAGCUGAAGGGGAAGCACAAGGACAACGAAGCCAUCGAGUUCAGCUUCGACCUGGAGGCCGACGUCCCCGAGGAGGUGGCCUACGAGAUGGUGAAAUCCGGUUUCUUCCACGAAAGCGACUCCAAAGCCGUCGCCAAAUCCAUCCGGGAUCGGUUGACGUUGGUGAGGAAGACGAGGGAGAAGAAGCAAGCGGAAGGUCGGGCGCUCCCCGAAAACGAGGACACCGAGGUGGACCAACACGUCCGGCAACAGCUGCUCCGGCAACAACCCCCCGCCGCUGCCGAUGGGCUCGGGGAGGGCGGUCCCAGCUCGGACGUCGCCGGCGCCCGUGGUCUCACCGGGGCGCCCGAGCCCGCGCCGCAGCUCCUUGGGUGCUACCGAGGGUCACCGGGCCCCCUGCAAGAUGGGGCGUCCCCCACUUGCGGCCACGGCGUCGCCUUGCAGGUGCCGGUGGCCUACGGGGCGGAGGGGACGUCAGCCGAUGUCACCGGAGGUGCCACCGCGGUGGUGCCGGAGCCACCCGGCGUCGAUGGGGAGCCGGGGGGUGGCAUUGGGGGUGUCGCCUCCUUACAGGUCCCGGGGGACCCCCGCCCAACCGGCGAGCCUCGGGGACAUCCCGGGAGGGCGAGGUGGACGUGGCCCCAGAUGUUGGUGGCCCUCAAGGACCAGGGGUGCUUGCCACCGGACUCCAAGAGCCUGGUGGCCCUCGAGGACCAGGGAUGGUUGUCACCGGUCCACAAGAACCUGGUGGCCCUCAAGGACCAGAGAUGGUUGCCACCAGACCCCAAGAGCCUGGUGGCCCUCGAGGACCAGAGAUGGUUGCCACCAGACCCCAAGAACCUGGUGGCCCUCAAGGACCAGGGGUGCUUGCCACCGGACUCCAAGAGCCUGGUGGCCCUCGAGGACCAGGGAUGGUUGUCACCGGUCCACAAGAACCUGGUGGCCCUCAAGGACCAGAGAUGGUUGCCACCAGACCCCAAGAACCUGGUGGCCCUCAAGGACCAGGGGUGGUUGCCACGGGACCCCAAGAGCCUGGUGGCCCUCAAGGACCAGAGAUGGUUGCCACCAGACCCCAAGAACCUGGUGGCCCUCAAGGACCAGGGGUGGUUGUCACCGGACCCCAAGAGCCUGGUGGCCCUCAAGGACCAGAGAUGGUUGCCACCAGACCCCAAGAGCCUGGUGGCCCUCGAGGACCAGAGAUGGUUGCCACCAGACCCCAAGAACCUGGUGGCCCUCAAGGACCAGGGGUGGUUGUCACCGGUCCCCAGGAGCCUGGUGGCCCUCGAGGACCAGAGAUGGUCAUCGCUGGAGCGUUGGAGCAGGAUGGACCUGGGGGACCAGAGACAAUUGUCCCCAAGCCCCGUGACCUGGGUGUCCCCCAAGGACAGGAGAUGUUUGUCCCCAAAGCCCAUGAACUGGGCGCACCCAAGGGACCAGAGACAAUCGUCCCCAAAGCCCAAGAGCCAGGGACAGGGGACAGUCGUCACCGGAGCUUGGGAGCAGGAUGGACCGUGGGGAGCGGAGACGAUUGUCCCCAAACCCCAAGAGCUGGAUGUCCCCAGAGGAGAGGAGACGAUCGUCACCGGAGCUUGGGAGCAGGACGCACCCACGGGACCAGAGGUGAUUGUCCCCAACCCCUGCGACCUGGACGUCCCCCAAGGACCAUCGAUGACCGGCCCCAAACCCCAGACCUUGGUGUCCCUCAAACCCCAAGACCUUGUGAAGCGCCGCCGGGGUCCCCCAAAGCCUCCGGAGGUGGAGCCGGGUCGCCCCGUCCGCACCGGCAGCGCCCAGUUCGUCCGGGAGCUACGGGGCCGGACCUUCCCCAGCGCCGACGAGGUGCUGCUGCGCCCGAGCGGAGCCCAGCUGACGGUGGAGUACCUGGAGGAGAAGACCUUCAGCGUCCCCAUCUUGGUGGCCCGUAAAGAAGGGUUGGGAAUGACCUUACCCCCCCCGACCUUCACCCCCCGGGACGUGGAGCAUUACGGCGAGAAGAUUUUCUACCUGGUGCGGCCCACGGCGGCCAACCUGGCUUUGUUCGAGGCUUGGAGCAGCUCCCGAAACCAGGGCGAGCUUUUUUUCGGCGACCAAGUCGAUCGAUGUUAUCGUUGUCCCCUCCGGCAAGGCCAAACCCUCUUCAUCCCCACCG